CCUAUGUAAUGUGUUGUGUUAGUCACAAGGGAGAAACGCUAAAAAAGUCUGUGUGUUAAAUACGUAGGAUUAUUUUAAGAUAAUAGUGGAAUUGAAAAAGCCGAAGGACAGGUGUGAGAUUGCGUGAGAUUUCCAAUGUGUGUUCAGCAAGUUCAAAGGUUAGGUGACCUUACAGAGGAGCUUCUUUUACCAUGACAAGAUCAAGUGCCUUCAAACUCGGCAUCCUCUUCUUUCUCACUUUCAUCUUGUGUCUACCAGAGUUUUUUCCAAAAAUAUCACAAAUUGAGUUUCUCUGUGAGCCCUUUGACCCUUGCACACCUGAGAAUGAUGCACAGGUGUGUUCUCCAUCCGACCCUCCAUGUGCGACAGAAAUGAUAAAUGCCAGCAGUCAACACACACAUUCUGAAGGCUGGUAUCUGUGUAAGACUGAAAUGGAUCUGCAGCUUCUCCACAACACAGUCCCUUCACAGUCAGAAGAGCAUGUAAUGGUGCAAUUGGUUAUGAAGGCAGGCAAUCUCUCUGGAUGGAAUAUUAGUGAGUUUGCGUUUCUCAACAACAGUGAUCUAUACACUGGACCCCAAAAGAGACUGUUCUACUGCUGCCUCCUACCCGACAACAGCAAAUGUCCAGAUCUGAACAUAUCCAUGCAAGAAAAAAACACCAGCUCUCCAACACAAGACACCGCCAUUUUAAAAAACACUACUUCUGCAAACCCAACUGCCUUUUCGCUCAAAACAUCUACACUGUCUUUCCGAGCAACAGCUUCGACGGUUGAGCUGAAGUGUCAAACAACCAGCAGCAGUUUCCUCUUUUACUACCAGGAGAGCAAUGAAACAGCAAGAUCUGCCGCAUUACCAGUGACCCAAAAAAGAAAAGAUGGCCGGUGGUGUGUGAUUACUUCACUGUGGAUGGCUCUGGUGCUGACUGUGCUUGUGGUAACCCUAUUGAGUGUGUGCAACUUGAUCUUUAAGAGCAGAAAACGAAAGUCCCAUUUGAUGCCGGUUUCAGCCCAUGGACAUCAGCCCAAAGUGCUCAGUAAACAAAAAGAAAAUUUGAUGAGUGAUGUCCCUGAUGUGUCCAUAGUAAUGUGCAGCAAUGAUGGUUAUGUUUUCUCUGGGAAAUCUUCAGUGGGAAACAGAACAGAAGAAGACCUUCUGAAGGUGGCUGACCGCACAUGCAAGAGAAAUUUGCCGCCAAUCUAUGAGAUUACAGAGACCUCACAAAAUGAAGAUGAGGAAGACGAGCAAUGCAAUGCCAUGGUAACAAAGGAAGAGUUUAAAAAAACACAUCAGCUUCAACAUCUGGGAGCACAGGGCCACUGUGAAGCCCAGACUUACUUGCAUCAUCGAAGCAACUUUUCAUGUAUUGGUCAUGAAGAAGAUGGGGGGCUUUAACCCCUCAAAUAUAAGAGCAGAUGCACUUUAUUAAAUAGAAAAUGUAUUUAUUUACAACACGACAGAGGCCAGAUAAGUUCAUCGUGCCUUUCCCAUAGUUAAACAUACACUGCUCCAGAAAAUUAACACAAUGGAUCAGUAAGGAAUUAUAGCAUUUGUCUGUGGCCAGCACCUGCAACACCAUUCCCUUUUUGAGGGUCGUCUUGUUGUUGCCGUUCCAGUGCACUUGUUGUCACUGCCAUCAAAGCAGGAAAACUGAUUCAUAAUCGCUUAUGCUUCCUACCUGGAAAGAUAAAUAUCCCUGAUGUUUAAACAUUUUGCACACACCAAACUCAUAAGUUUAAGAAGACUUCACUGCAUUCAUUCAUCUUCCAGCUUUGCACUGCACAACAUUAUUGAAAGGCAGAAACUAAGAGAAUAAUUUCUAAAAGUUGUUGUGGUGUUGUGUGUUUGUGUGUGUUUAAAAGCUGUGUAGGUUUCUUACAAAGACCUAAAACUGAUAGUCUUAGUGUUAUCAGGCAGGAAUAUGUAUAUAGUGUUAUGUCACGCAGUCUCAACAAAAUCGGUUUGGAACAUUUCUAUGACUGGGCCGAAAACCAUUUCGCAAGCAGCACGGCAACACUAAUGUGAUUUCUUAAUUAUAUAAUAACAGUCUUGUUUCGUGUUUCUAUAAUGCACCUUUUAUCUUUACUUUACCUUAAAAUGUACAGAGAUUUGUAACUGGUACUGAGAACGGUGAGAAGUGGAUAUUUUACACAACAGAUGCUGAAUAAAAACACACAGUACUGAGA
Puntigrus tetrazona (Sumatra barb) is the source of this 2185-nucleotide messenger RNA. RefSeq lists its product as uncharacterized. NCBI's taxonomy places the organism in Eukaryota, Metazoa, Chordata, Actinopteri, Cypriniformes, Cyprinidae. The record is from RefSeq and is a predicted model, not a curated record. The transcript is spliced from 12 exons. Bases 192 to 1394 code for a protein of 400 amino acids.